UGCCUCAGAGAGUCACAGACCAAACAGGAGCCCAGGAGAGACUUUCACUGUGGAUUAACUUGGCCCGAGUUUACCCCAGGGAAUCUUCAUGAAGAUGGACUCUGAAGGUUGUUCCUUAACGGAGAAUAGCUCUUUGCAUCUGGAGAGAGGCCAACAAAAUGAUGCCAGGCUCUCCCGUUUUACAACGAGUCAUGAAGGAUCUCUCCAAGUGCCCAUCCCAUGUGCUGUGAUGGGCGUGGUCUUCACCACCCUUUUAAUUAUAGCUCUCAUCGCCUUAUCAGUGGGCAAAUACAAUUGUCCUGGCCAGUUCUCAGUGCCUGCACCAGAAGGCGCCGCUGCUUCCUGCUCAGAUGACUGGGUUGGUUACCAGAGGAAAUGUUACUACUUCUCCACUGAAACACACAGCUGGCCCCUGGCCCACAAUUCCUGUUCCAGACUUGGUGCUACUCUUGCAGUCGUUGAUUCGGCAAAGGACAUGAUCUUUCUAAAGCGAUAUGCGGGGAGAACAGACCAUUGGACUGGGCUGAAAAAAGAGGCUGGUCAGUCAUGGAAAUGGCCAAAUGGCAAAGAAUUUAACAACUGGUUCAACCUUACAGGGUCCGAGAACUGUGCAUUUCUGAACAGCACCAGCAUUGGCAGUGCAGAAUGCGAAAGGGAUUUACAUUGGAUCUGUAGCAAACCCUCCAAAGAAUGAAGAAAUCUUUUCGAAACUAUAAACUGUUGUAUGUGAAGGAAUGCUGCUCUACUGCUAGAACUUUCUGAGAAAGACUUUGUGAGAAAGCUUUGUAGCAUCCUGGAAAUCUUUAAAACAGGACGGUGGGAAAAGGGACAGGCAUUUCAGGAAGAUCUGCAUUGAACACUUCUUUUAUUUUUUAUUUUUAUUUUUUGUCGUGAGAUGGAAACGUCACAGGUUGGCUGAUUGUCGUGUGGAAGAAUGAGUAUGAGGAUUUUUCAGAUGCACUUUAUGUCUAUUUUCAACCCAGGAAUGAGAGACUCACUGGGUUUGGACUCAUUAUUUAUUGUUGAACCACCACCAGUGAAGGGCCCUUCACGUACUUGCACUAUUUGGAAGAGUUGGAGGGUCGCUCUGCAAAUUGAAUGUAAACCAAGGGGGUUUUGCGUGAGCGAGAUGCUCAGUACAGGUGAAUGCUUUACACUCAGCAUUCACGAGUGGACACGUGCUUACGGAAGGAAACUUUGCAACAGGUCCCUCUUUUUAGAGAAAUUUGCCAGUUUGUCACUUUUGCUCUCAAAAGAGAGUUGGUUAUGUACAUGCAUACUUUCUUAAUUGCAGGAUAUUUUUGAUAUCUCUGCUUUAAAGCCUUCUAUGCAAUGUUCUGCAGAGAAGCCAUAAAGGCAAAGAAUAGGAUGAAAUGUGUAAAACAGAUAAAUUUGAAAAAUGUACCAUGCGUGGUAUGGUAAAUCUCUAUCAGGAAAUAUUUCAUAAUAAUCAAACAUAGACUAAUACUAUAAGGUUGUACCUUCCCUAAUACAUGUUUGUUAUCAUGUGCAAUAUACAUCAUGUGAAAAUAUUUUCCUAUGUGCAAUAAAGCAUGUCAAUCUGUUCAUAUUUCAAAUUGAGUGCAGUUAAGCUGUUUUUUUGUGCACAUGAAAAUAAACGUAGAAUCAGUA
Ochotona curzoniae (black-lipped pika) is the source of this 1632-nucleotide messenger RNA. It is a transcript of the gene CD69, whose product is annotated as CD69 molecule. NCBI's taxonomy places the organism in Eukaryota, Metazoa, Chordata, Mammalia, Lagomorpha, Ochotonidae. The record is from RefSeq and is a predicted model, not a curated record. The coding region runs from base 89 to 694 and encodes 201 amino acids. The transcript has 5 exons. Gene Ontology annotation, cellular component: external side of plasma membrane.